This is a messenger RNA of Trichoderma atroviride IMI 206040, 1260 nucleotides long. RefSeq lists its product as uncharacterized. Gene Ontology annotation, molecular function: FAD binding. Lineage: Eukaryota; Fungi; Ascomycota; Sordariomycetes; Hypocreales; Hypocreaceae. The record is from RefSeq and is a predicted model, not a curated record.
AUGCAAAACUUACAGAUUGCCAUUAUUGGAGCGGGCCCAGCUGGCUGCGCCCUCGCCCGGCUUCUCCAUCUCGGAGGCAUCCAAGCCACCAUAUUCGAAGGCGAGGAUUCCGCCAGUGUCCGGUCCCAAGGCGGGACUCUGGACUUGCACACUACCUCGGGCCUAGCAGCCGUCAAAGAAGCCGGCCUAUGGGACGAGUUCCUGUCGCAUGCUCGCUACGACGGGCAAUACAUGGCCAUUACGGACAAGGACCUUCGCUACUACGUUGUCCGUGGUCUUGAUGCCGAGUCCACCGCGGCCUUUGGCGAGCGCCCAGAAAUCGACCGUGUAAAGCUCAGAGAAAUCCUGCUCGACUCUCUCCCGGCAGGUACCGUCAAAUGGGCUCAUCGUCUGCAAAAGAUAGAGGGCAACACCUUGAUCUUCACCAAUGGAACAACUGCCAGCUUCGAUCUUGUUGUUGGCGCCGACGGUGCCUUCAGCAAGGUCCGCCUGUCCAUUGCCCCUGAGCUGAAGCCAGAGUACACGAGAGUCGCCAUGCAUCACUUCAGCAUCCCCGAUGCGGAGAAGUCUGCGCCUGAAAUCUACAAGAUUGUCAACCGCGGAAGUUUAUUUGCCAGUGCCGACGGCCAGCGGUUCACUAUUCAGCAGAUGGGUGAUGGUAGCCUCAACGCGGGCUUUUCUUUUGUGCGGGAGGACGCAGAUUGGGGGAACCCCGAGAAGUGCGGUUACAACUCUCAAGACUUGGCAGAGGUGAAGAAGGCAAUGGCCAAAGAGAUGGAGCACUGGGCCCCUUGGUUUCACAAGGCCCUCGAUGCCACUCAGGGGGAGACGAGCACCAGAUCGCUGUGGCGUUUGCCCAUUGGGCAAAAGUGGCAGCACAAGUCUGGCGUCACGCUCAUUGGCGAUGCCGCGCAUCUGAUGACUCCCCAUGCGGGCGAAGGUGUUAAUCAAGCACUUGAAGACGCCAUGAUCCUCGCCCGCGUGAUUCUCAAGGCCCAGAGCAGCGAAGACCUGGACGAGCAGAUUCUACAGUUUGAGUCGGAGAUGAUUGCCCGCGUCGAAAAGAUUCAGCAGCUGGCCUGGGAUCGCUGCCAGGGCCUGAUGUUUACGCCUGGCGUGCCAAAGUCGUUCAUGGAUAAGAUGAUCCGGCAGCGGAUGAAGGAGGCCAAGGGGAUGGGGUUGGAUGCCGAGCAGAUGAAGGCGAUGGAUGCCGCGGUGGCCAAGGCACAGGCUCAAGCAGACGCUCUGAACAAGGUGUAA